CGCCUCCCGGCCAUCGCAGCCAUCAGAGACGAACAGAAGAAGCCAGCACGGAAGCCGCCGCCGCCGCCGUGUGAGGCCGAGCCGUCCGCCGCCUACUACGCCGCCCACACCCCCCUCCGCAUGUCAUCAUUGGCAUGCCGCUGCUAUCCUCACCCUGGGCUAAUCUGGCAGCGGCUCCUUGACCGCCGCGAGCAAGGGCCCCUCUAAUUUCCGCACCACCGAGGUCCACGUCGUCGGUCGUCGAUCAGCUACAGCUCCGUUCCAACCAAUCCCAUGGGCGGUCCUUUCUGUUCCUUCUCAACAAACGCGGCACACCUACUGCUCCUACCCUCUCUCGCACAGGAAGAUCGGAAGGGGGUGCUACAACUCCAUUGCAAGCAAUCCCAUGGGUGAUUUGAAGGAUUGAUGCGCCCAUGAAAGAUCCAACAAGCUUAUAAAUUGGUUUCAGCCAUUGCCUUUAUUGAUUCUCUAUGCUGAACAAUGCUCCUCAAGGCUAAGGAGUCCCUUAGGAAGAUGCUUUCAGCUGCUACGGGCUACUAUGGAGGCCUGGUGCAAUCAUAUUCACUUUCAGCAUAUGGUCUUAGGCAUUCUCUCGGCUCCUCCAUUGAAGCUUCCAGACAUUUUAUUCCAUCCAAGGCUCGUUCAUUGUCGCAAUUUUCAUGUGGGGGCAGUUCUGCGGACCAAGAGAUUGUGAUUGCUAUGGGAAGCAACGUGGGUGAUAGAGUCAGUACAUUUGAUAGGGCGCUACAGAUGAUGAAAAGCUCAGGCGUGAACAUCACUAGGCAUGCCUGUCUGUAUGAGACUGCUCCUGCUUAUGUGACUGAUCAGCCACGGUUCCUGAACUCUGCCAUUCGUGGUACGACCAGGCUGGGACCUUACGAGUUGCUUAAGAAACUAAAGGAAAUCGAGAAGGAUAUCGGACGCACUGGUGGAAUAAGGUAUGGCCCGAGACCAAUCGAUCUAGACAUACUUCUGUAUGGUGAUUCCCAGAUCCAUAGUGAGACUCUAAUUGUGCCGCAUGAACGCAUUCAUGAGAGGCCAUUUGUCUUAGCACCUCUUGUCGACCUUCUGGGUACAUCCCGUGAUGAUGGUAUUGAAACAAGUUGGCACUCGCUGUCAAAGUGCAGUGGGGGGUUCUUUGAAUUAUGGAAUAAACUUGGGGGUGAAUCCACAAUUGGAACAGAAGGUAUUAAAAGGGUACUGCCAGUUGGGAAUCGUCUGCUUGAUUGGUGCGAGAGAGCCCUAAUCAUGGGGAUCCUUAAUGUGACACCAGACAGCUUUAGCGAUGGGGGUAAGUUUCAACAAGUGGAAGCUGCCAUUUCUCAGGCCAAGUUAUUAAUCUCACAAGGUGCAGAUAUCAUUGACAUUGGUGCUCAAUCAACCAGGCCAUAUGCAAAGAGACUAUCUCCAAAGGAGGAGCUUGAGAGGUUGAUUCCUAUCCUGGAUGAGAUCACAAAAAUUCCCGAGAUAGAGGGCAAGUUGCUCUCAGUGGAUACAUUCUACGCGGAAGUUGCCGCUGAAGCUGUGAAGAGAGGAGUUCACAUGAUCAAUGAUGUAUCAGGUGGACAGCUUGACCCAAGAAUUCUUAAAGUUGCAGCUGAACUGGGAGUUCCAUAUGUUAUAAUGCAUAUGAGGGGCGAUCCAUCAACUAUGCAAAGUGAAAAGAAUUUACAGUAUGGUGAUGUCUGCCAGGAAAUUGCUUCUGAGCUAUAUACACAGUUGAGAGAAGCAGAGCUAUCUGGGAUUCCAUUAUGGAGGAUAGUUCUUGAUCCUGGCAUUGGGUUCUCCAAGAAAUCUGGGGAUAACUUUGAAUUAAUUGCUGGAUUGAAAUCCAUUAGGAGAGAGAUGAGUAAAAUGAGUAUAGGUGCUUCACGUGUGCCAAUAUUACUGGGACCCUCAAGGAAAAGUUUUCUGCGUGAAAUAUGUGAUCGUGCCAAUCCAGUUGAUUUAGAUGCUGCUACUGUUGCAGCUGUGACCAUUGGGAUUUUGAAUGGUGCUAACAUAGUAAGGGUCCAUAAUGCUGGAUAUUGUGCAGAUGCUGCAAAGGUUUGUGAUGCCCUGCAUAAGCGCAGAAGAUGGGAAAACUGAACUGGCUGAUCGAACAGAUACAAAAUUCCACUUUUGUGAUAUAGGGUAGCUACACCAUCGGUUGAGUAUCAUUGUUGUAUUAACCCAGAGAAUAGAGAUGAGCUUUUCUUAUGUUAUUUCCUUUCUAAAAUCUUCAAUGAAGCAUUGGUUGAAGUCGGACGACUCUGAAAGAAUAGCCAAGAAUGAGGUUUUGAAAGCUGCUUGUAAGUUGCAGGUAGUUAACCUUUAGGUUCCAUCUUACAUAAUUCCAGGUCAAUUUUUUUCCAAUAAAACUACAUAAGAAGGAUUUUUUGGCCUUUUGGUAAUUCAAGUUGUUUUCAAGUUUGAUUUCUUUUUGUAACUUUUUCUACUAGUUCGAAUCUAUUGUAUAUAUUGGAGUUACACCUGCUCGGCUGCUCGCCUGUGUCUCCAUGUAACUUCACAUUUUGGAUCUUGGUAUACCCGAUGAGGAAACCUUAUGUAUUGCAAGUGCCGUAUGAGGUGCCAAGUUUCAAGACUUGGUUUAUGAUUUGCCUUGGUUUCUGAGGGUUUUUCUACCAUCCAAUUAUGAAAGCCAAAUUGUUCGCUGCUAAACAAUUUUCGGACAUCUCUCCUAUGGAUUUAUUUUCAUUUUGAGCUGCUGUUGAUUGCAAUUUUAGCUCUAAGAAACUCUGUUGGUGCUUCCUAAACUUUGCUAUCUCUGUCCACUAAUGAAAUUAUGAGAACUGCAGGUGCAGGAUGAUUAAACUGUGAUCAAGAUGGUUAUUUGUCCAUGAUAUCAACUCAGUUUGGGAGGACCUCUCUCUGGAUUUUUCUUCUCGCUCACGUCUGUGCAAAACAUUUGAGUAUAUACAAAACCUCAUGUGAUU
Panicum virgatum (switchgrass) is the source of this 2936-nucleotide messenger RNA. Its product is annotated as folate synthesis bifunctional protein, mitochondrial-like. Gene Ontology annotation, biological process: tetrahydrofolate biosynthetic process. The transcript is spliced from 4 exons. Gene Ontology annotation, molecular function: dihydropteroate synthase activity; 2-amino-4-hydroxy-6-hydroxymethyldihydropteridine diphosphokinase activity. NCBI's taxonomy places the organism in Eukaryota, Viridiplantae, Streptophyta, Magnoliopsida, Poales, Poaceae. Bases 481 to 2088 code for a protein of 535 amino acids. The record is from RefSeq and is a predicted model, not a curated record.